Molecule: messenger RNA, 2467 nt
Organism: Drosophila melanogaster (fruit fly)
Lineage: Eukaryota; Metazoa; Arthropoda; Insecta; Diptera; Drosophilidae
Gene: Cyp4d2
Product: cytochrome P450 4d2
Exons: 5
Coding region: 902-2407 (501 amino acids)
Cellular component (GO): endoplasmic reticulum membrane
Molecular function (GO): monooxygenase activity; oxidoreductase activity, acting on paired donors, with incorporation or reduction of molecular oxygen; heme binding
Source: RefSeq, marked reviewed
UCAAACUAGAAAAAUCUAUAUAGUGUACCUCUCGAACCGACAAGCGGGUACAAAUGUGAUUGAUAUUAAACUUGUACACAUAAUAUCUGAGUUAUUAUAUCAAAUCGAUGGUUUCAUUGAUGACUUCAACUAACUAUUUAUUCAAAUUGUUAACAGAUAUUUUGAGUUGAUAUCUUUAUGGCUUGUCCACUGCAGUAUGAGAUCCAAUGUUUACCUCCAAUCUAAGGGUAAGCAUGACGAGUGAAAUUGAUAAGGGCUCUCAACUGCCUGGUAAUCAUUACUAAGCAAAUUCUUAAACUUGCACUCUUUUUAAUAGUAUAUAAGUGGGGGCAAUGAAUCUGGGAACGUGAAUCACAAAUUUACGAUAUCUUCGAUAGGCUAGUUCACCUUCACCUUCACCUUUGACACUGUUCGCUUAGUGAUAAGAGGAUAUGGAUUUAGCUACUGUUAUUCAGUAAAUAAACGGGCAUAUGUACAAUUCAUGAUGAUAAAUUGGAAAUAGCAGGGUAUAUCACUUAAAUACCCCUUUCAAAUGUUCUGAUAGAACUUGUUUACAAGUUCCCAAUUUACCAUAUAAUGAAAACGGGCUAGCUCCAAUUCGUUAUACCACCCACGAUGGUUAGGCAUUAGCUUAAAUUACCCAACUAAGCAUUACCUCUCAACAAAAUGAUUGUGCGUCAUCGUGACAAGGCUAUAAACUCCAUUCGUAAAUGGUUCGUCCGAUUUUCUUACCUCCAGCUGCCCGCUGCAGAAUGCAGAUUACCUGAGGCGGUUUAGUUCUCUUAGACAGCAGACUCUCUUACAGCUUUCAGCUUUCAGCUAGCGUAUUAGUAUUCAGAUUACGAAGCUUAUAUUAUUUAUAGUAUCGUUCAGUAGAACGGCGUUUCUCGUUCGACGCACAAUGCUGGGUGUUGUUGGGGUGCUCCUCCUGGUGGCGUUCGCCACACUGCUGCUGUGGGAUUUCCUCUGGCGCAGGCGGGGCAAUGGUAUAUUGCCGGGUCCGCGGCCACUUCCCUUCCUGGGCAACCUGCUCAUGUAUCGCGGUCUAGAUCCUGAACAAAUAAUGGACUUUGUCAAGAAGAACCAGCGCAAGUACGGUCGCCUUUACAGGGUGUGGAUUCUCCACCAGUUGGCCGUCUUCUCCACGGAUCCCCGAGACAUUGAGUUCGUCUUGAGCAGCCAGCAGCAUAUAACCAAGAAUAAUCUGUACAAGCUACUUAACUGCUGGCUGGGCGAUGGAUUGCUGAUGAGCACGGGCAGGAAGUGGCAUGGACGCAGAAAGAUCAUCACGCCCACCUUCCACUUCAAGAUUUUGGAACAGUUCGUCGAGAUAUUCGACCAACAAAGCGCCGUAAUGGUGGAGCAGCUUCAGUCGCGCGCCGACGGCAUGACUCCCAUUAACAUCUUUCCGGUGAUUUGUCUCACUGCCCUGGAUAUAAUCGCAGAAACUGCAAUGGGCACAAAAAUCAAUGCCCAAAAAAAUCCCAAUCUGCCCUAUGUCCAGGCUGUCAAUGAUGUCACCAACAUCUUGAUUAAACGUUUUAUCCACGCUUGGCAGCGGGUGGACUGGAUUUUCCGGCUAACGCAGCCAACAGAAGCUAAACGCCAGGACAAAGCUAUCAAGGUAAUGCACGACUUUACCGAGAACAUUAUCCGUGAGCGGCGUGAAACGCUGGUUAACAACUCGAAGGAAACAACCCCAGAAGAGGAAGUUAAUUUCUUGGGCCAAAAGCGACGGAUGGCUCUGCUGGAUGUGCUGCUGCAGUCCACAAUCGAUGGCGCCCCGUUGAGCGAUGAGGAUAUCCGCGAAGAGGUUGACACGUUUAUGUUCGAGGGCCAUGACACGACUACCUCGGCGAUUUCAUUCUGUUUAUAUGAAAUCUCAAGGCAUCCGGAGGUCCAACAGCGUCUGCAGCAGGAGAUCCGCGACGUCCUCGGCGAGGAUCGAAAGAGCCCAGUUACCCUUCGUGAUCUUGGUGAGCUGAAGUUUAUGGAGAACGUAAUUAAGGAGUCGCUGCGCCUGCACCCGCCAGUGCCCAUGAUCGGUCGCUGGUUCGCCGAGGAUGUGGAAAUACGUGGCAAGCAUAUUCCAGCAGGCACCAACUUUACGAUGGGCAUCUUUGUUCUUCUUCGUGAUCCUGAGUACUUCGAGUCUCCCGAUGAGUUCCGACCUGAAAGAUUCGAUGCGGAUGUCCCGCAGAUUCAUCCGUAUGCGUACAUUCCUUUCUCCGCUGGACCAAGAAACUGUAUCGGCCAGAAGUUUGCCAUGCUGGAAAUGAAGAGCACCGUCAGCAAGCUGCUCCGGCACUUCGAGCUGCUGCCCUUGGGUCCUGAGCCCCGCCACUCGAUGAACAUCGUCCUGCGGUCGGCCAACGGCGUUCAUCUUGGCCUGAAACCGCGCGCCUAAGGAAUUCAUUCUUGUGGGUCUAUCCAGCUCUAUUUGCAUAGAAUAAACGUGUAUACAAGU